This is a messenger RNA of Candidozyma haemuli, 1632 nucleotides long. RefSeq names its product alpha-mannosyltransferase. Gene Ontology annotation, cellular component: Golgi apparatus. The transcript has a single exon. Bases 1 to 1632 code for a protein of 543 amino acids. Gene Ontology annotation, biological process: protein O-linked glycosylation. The record is from RefSeq and is a predicted model, not a curated record. NCBI's taxonomy places the organism in Eukaryota, Fungi, Ascomycota, Pichiomycetes, Serinales, Metschnikowiaceae. Gene Ontology annotation, molecular function: alpha-1,3-mannosyltransferase activity.
AUGAGGCGUCUGGUUGUGUUGAGGCUACUACCGUUGGUGUUUCUUUCUGUCUUCAUCGUGAUAUGCAUCUUGAACCUUUCCAUAUUGUUGCCUAGUGGUCGACAGCAUAGAAGUCUUACGGAACCGCUUUUGAAAGUACUCCACGAACAGUCCGAGUCGAAGGAGCAUUUCUGCAGAGCGUACUUUGAGCAAUUGGCUACGAACUUGGAUAGAGACUCGUUGCUUGAGAACGUUUCUGUGAGAAAGCCGUGGAUCAGGACGUUUGUGGGCCAUAUAAGAGCAUAUGGAGCGUGUUUUCUAGCAGGGAACACCGAAUUGGAGGAUGAAAUGGUUACGGGUCUCGAGCAGAAGCUAUUCCCGUUGUUUUCAGGGAAGUAUCCCGUGGUGACGAAAUGGGACGGCACGGUUGAGCCAUCGCCGGAAAAGACCACCAAUUCGUUCUGGGGAAACAGAAAGGCAGCCUUCUCUGGAAGAGGCAUUGUCUUGAGCAUGAGCGAUGCUGGGUUUCAGGAAUCAAAGAGGCUUCUACGGGUGCUUCGGUUCCUAGAGAAUGAUCUCCCGAUACAGAUGGUCCAUAAAGGUGACCUUUCCAAGUCGCUGAUGGAACAGCUAACUCAGGUGGCUAGAUCUGAUAUGGAUCUUGAAUACGCCAAAUCAUCCAUUUGUCCACCACAAGAGAUUUACUUCGUGGACGCCAGUGAGGCGCUUCUGGAGGGUGUUUCAAAGUACUUCAUGCGUUUCUCCAACAAAUGGAUUGCGUCUCUAUUCAACACUUUUGAUGAAAUGAUACUUAUGGAUACAGAUGUGGUGCCGUUUGUUGAACCGUCUGCACUUUUCGGCUACGAAACGUACAAGCAGACUGGAGCUUAUUUCUUCAGGGAUAGACUCACAAAAGAGGCAACAUGGACUACGCCUAUGGCAUUUUUUAGAAGUCUUCAUCCCACUGAAGACGAAAGGAAGGCCUUUCAAUUGAACGACUACAGGCCAAUUGCUGAAAGCACAGGUUUCUUCCAGUCCAAGUCGAAACAUGUAAUGGAAAGUGGAAUGGUAGCAUUAAGAAGAUCCUCCCAUUUCACUGGUCUUCUCAUAUCCACUGCAAUGCAGUUUUGGCACGAAACAAGUGGUCCAUUCUACGGCGACAAGGAACUUUUCUGGCUAGGCCAAGUCUAUGCUGGACAAGAGAAGUUCGCCUUCAACAAGCAUGGUGCUGCUGGUAUUGGUGAACUCACGGAAACCGAGAAGACCUGGAAAGUUUGUUCAGCACAGCCUGCUCAUUUUGACGAUGAAAACAAGCUUCUUUGGAUUAAUGGAGGGUUACAGAAGUGCAAGAAAGGCUUCCACCAAAAAGACUACUCAUCUCUGAAGGCCUUACGGGAGAAGUUCACAUCAGCAGAGGACUUACACGAGUACUACCGUUCUCCUGCUCAUAUUACGGGAGCAGUGAUACCAACGAAGAAACGGGGUUUUGUUCAAGACAGGGCACAAGGGUGUAUUGGAUACCUUUGGUGUGCCUCUGUUCCCAAGGAGGAGGCACUUCUUUCGGUUGUCAUGUUCAGUCCGGAGCAGUUGGACAGAAUCAAACAAAUACAGCAUUUAUGGUAUGGCCCAGAAUACCAAACUUACGAUUUAUAG